AUGAAUGAUUGGUCUCUUGACUUUGCAUCAAUGUUGGCGUACAAUUUAUUAAUUGCACUUUUACCUAUUGCUGUUACAUUCUUCGGUAUCUUUGGUCUCGUAAUGGGUAAUGAUGCAGAAUUACAGAAUAAAUUAAAAAAUGAAAUAAUUAAUGCAUUUCCAGCAGAUAAUACUACACAAUCGGGUAUAACACAAAUUGUUGAUUUAGCAUUUAAACAAUUGUCGAAAGACGCUGGUUUUGCACUGGCUAUUGGUAUUCUAUUCUCGAUGUUUGGCGCAUCCCGUUUAUUUAUUGCAAUUGAUAAAUCAAUGACGAUCAUCUAUCGUUUAAAAGAACGUCCAUUAUUAAAACAGUAUCUGUUAGCAAUGGGUAUGAUAUUCUUGCUUACUAUUACCAUAACAUUAAUGAUAGUUGCAUCUGCAGUACCAACGGGUUUAUUAUCAAUUUUACCUGGAGCUAACAGCCGUGCUGGCACAUACAUAGCAGGACUCGUAGUGUCUCUCUGUAUUGCAUUUCUAUUAUUUGAAUUAAUUUACUUCAUCGUUCCAAAUAAACGAAUGACAUUGAAAACCACCUGGUGUGGCUCAUUGAUAGCUGCAAUUGUACUUGAAAUAUUUAUUCUUCUGUUUCCAUUGUACGUUAAACAUUUUAUGGGAAACUUUUCCGGCGUGAUUGGAUUUGCUGUUAUCUUGCUACUAUUCUUUUAUUACUUUGCAACAAUUCUCAUUUUGGGUGCACAAAUAAAUGCAUUCUUUUUCGAACAUAUUCAACCAUUGAAAACAGAAAUAGGAUCAUUUCUGAACACAAACGUUUGCGACGAACCAUUACUCCAUACAAAUGAAUGUGAUACAUUUCAGUUUUGGAAACGUUGUUGUCGACGGAAAAGAAGAGUUCAUGAAGAUCAUGAUACAUAG
Molecule: messenger RNA, 915 nt
Organism: Didymodactylos carnosus
Lineage: Eukaryota; Metazoa; Rotifera; Eurotatoria; Philodinida; Philodinidae
Source: the annotation of a GenBank genome assembly